Otolemur garnettii (small-eared galago) is the source of this 4745-nucleotide messenger RNA. It is a transcript of the gene STXBP5, whose product is annotated as syntaxin binding protein 5. Gene Ontology annotation, molecular function: GTPase activator activity; syntaxin binding; myosin II binding. Gene Ontology annotation, cellular component: plasma membrane; SNARE complex; cytoplasm. Bases 248 to 3775 code for a protein of 1175 amino acids. The record is from RefSeq and is a predicted model, not a curated record. The transcript has 29 exons. Gene Ontology annotation, biological process: regulation of protein secretion; regulation of exocytosis. Lineage: Eukaryota; Metazoa; Chordata; Mammalia; Primates; Galagidae.
GGCGGCGGCCUCGGAGGAAGAGGGGUCGCCGCCCGGUGUUCUUGUGACCGUCGCUUUCUCGUCGUCGCAGCAUUUCCUGUUCGGAUUAUCUUCGGCUCCUCCACCCCCGCCCCGUUGCCACCUUCCCCUCAAGCUCCCACUCCUCUGUGUCCUUGGUGGAAGCUGCCCUCGGCUCCGGUUCGUCUCCCCCUUCUGGGGACCCUCUUGUGCCUCGGCUCCCGGGCUGCGGGGGAGCCCCGCCGAGACCAUGAGGAAAUUCAACAUCAGGAAGGUGCUGGACGGCCUGACCGCCGGCUCGUCCUCGGCCUCGCAGCAGCAGCAGCAGCAGCAGCACCCGACUGGGAGCCGGGAGCCCGAGAUCCAGGAAACGCUCCAGUCUGAGCACUUCCAGCUCUGCAAGACCGUUCGCCAUGGAUUUCCCUAUCAGCCCUCAGCCUUGGCCUUUGAUCCUGUACAGAAGAUCCUAGCGGUGGGAACUCAGACUGGUGCUUUAAGGCUCUUUGGUCGUCCUGGAGUAGAAUGUUACUGCCAGCAUGACAGUGGAGCGGCCGUAAUCCAGCUACAGUUCCUGAUUAAUGAGGGAGCGCUUGUGAGUGCCUUGGCUGACGACACCUUGCACUUAUGGAAUCUGCGUCAGAAGAGGCCUGCCAUACUGCAUUCACUGAAAUUUUGCAGAGAAAGGGUUACGUUUUGCCAUCUGCCUUUCCAGAGUAAGUGGCUCUAUGUGGGCACUGAACGAGGUAAUAUACAUAUUGUCAAUGUGGAGUCCUUCACACUCUCAGGCUACGUCAUUAUGUGGAAUAAAGCCAUUGAACUGUCAUCUAAAUCUCACCCAGGACCUGUUGUCCACAUAAGUGAUAAUCCAAUGGAUGAGGGAAAGCUUUUGAUUGGUUUUGAAUCUGGAACGGUAGUCUUAUGGGACCUCAAAUCAAAGAAGGCCGACUACAGAUACACAUAUGACGAGGCUAUCCACUCUGUUGCUUGGCAUCAUGAAGGAAAACAAUUUAUUUGCAGUCAUUCAGAUGGCACCUUGACUAUUUGGAAUGUGAGGUCCCCUACCAAGCCUGUUCAGACAAUCACUCCACAUGGAAAGCAGUUAAAGGAUGGGAAGAAGCCAGAACCCUGCAAACCUAUCCUCAAGGUGGAAUUCAAAACAACUAGAUCUGGGGAACCUUUUAUCAUUUUGUCAGGAGGUUUGUCAUAUGACACUGUAGGAAGAAGACCCUGCUUGACGGUGAUGCACGGGAAAAGCACUGCUGUGCUAGAAAUGGACUAUUCAAUUGUGGAUUUUCUAACACUCUGUGAAACGCCAUAUCCAAACGAUUUUCAAGAACCAUAUGCUGUGGUGGUUCUUCUAGAAAAGGAUUUAGUACUUAUAGACCUUGCACAAAAUGGAUACCCUAUAUUUGAGAAUCCCUAUCCUUUGAGCAUACAUGAGUCCCCGGUUACAUGUUGUGAAUACUUUGCUGAUUGCCCUGUGGACCUUAUUCCUGCACUUUAUUCAGUUGGAGCGAGGCAGAAACGUCAAGGUUACAGCAAAAAGGAGUGGCCCAUCAAUGGAGGUAAUUGGGGCUUGGGUGCUCAGAGUUACCCAGAAAUAAUUAUCACAGGGCAUGCAGAUGGGUCAGUUAAGUUCUGGGAUGCUUCUGCAAUAACUUUACAAGUAUUAUAUAAACUAAAAACAUCUAAAGUAUUUGAAAAGUCAAGAAAUAAAGACGACAGGCCAAACACAGACAUUGUAGAUGAAGAUCCGUAUGCCAUUCAGAUCAUCUCCUGGUGUCCAGAAAGUAGAAUGCUGUGCAUAGCUGGAGUUUCCGCUCACGUCAUUAUUUAUAGAUUCAGCAAACAGGAAGUGAUUACAGAAGUAAUUCCGAUGCUUGAAGUUCGAUUGUUAUAUGAGAUAAACGAUGUGGAAUCUCCAGAGGGUGAGCAGCCACCACCCCUGCCAACACCGGUGGGAGGGUCCAAUCCUCAGCCCAUCCCUCCCCAGUCUCACCCGUCUACCAGCAGCAGUUCAUCUGAUGGGCUUCGUGAUAAUGUACCUUGCUUAAAAGUUAAAAAUUCACCACUUAAGCAGUCUCCAGGUUAUCAGACAGAACUAGUUAUUCAGUUGGUGUGGGUGAGUGGAGAACCACCGCAACAAAUUACCAGCCUGGCAGUUAAUUCUUCCUAUGGGCUGGUUGUUUUUGGCAAUUGUAAUGGCAUUGCUAUGGUUGACUACCUCCAGAAAGCAGUGCUGCUUAACUUGGGCACUAUUGAAUUAUAUGGCUCUAACGAUCCUUACCGGAGAGAACCCCGAUCUCCUCGCAAAUCUCGACAACCUUCAGGAGCAGGUCUCUGCGAUAUUAGUGAAGGGACGGUAGUCCCAGAGGAUCGCUGCAAAUCUCCAACUUCUGGUUUUGAGUCUUCAGUAGCUGGUUCUACUACAUCAGAAACAAUAGUAAGAAUGGGAAAUAUUGAGAAUGGUUCUUCAUCACCUCACAAUUCAGAUGAUGAACAAAAAAUGAAUAAUUUUAUAGAAAAGGUGAAGACCAAAAGCAGAAAGUUUUCCAAGAUGGUAGCCAGUGACAUAGCAAAGAUGUCAAGGAAGUUAAGCUUGCCUACUGACCUAAAGCCUGACUUAGAUGUAAAGGAUAAUUCCUUCAGCCGAUCACGAAGUUCCAGUGUAACCAGCAUUGACAAAGAAUCACGAGAAGCCAUCUCUGCUCUUCAUUUCUGUGAGACUUUUACUCGAAAGGCGGACUUGUCCCCUUCCCCUUGUCUGUGGGUUGGAACGACUCUAGGAACAGUGCUUGUCAUCGCACUGAACCUUCCCCCAGCAGGAGAACAAAGACUUCUCCAGCCAGUUAUUGUGUCUCCAAGUGGUACUAUAUUGAGGUUAAAAGGUGCAAUCUUGAGAAUGGCAUUUCUGGAUACCACGGGCUGCUUAAUACCACCUGCAUAUGAACCCUGGAGGGAACACAAUGUUCCUGAAGAAAAAGAUGAAAAGGAAAAAUUGAAAAAACGGCGACCUGUCUCAGUAUCCCCCUCCUCUUCUCAGGAAAUUAGUGAAAACCAGUAUGCAGUGAUUUGUUCUGAAAAGCAAGCAAAAGUAAUCUCACUGCCAACCCAGAACUGUGCUUACAAGCAGAACAUUACAGACACCUCGUUUGUGCUGCGUGGAGAUAUUGUAGCCCUGAACAACAGCAUCUGCCUUGCCUGUUUCUGUGCCAAUGGGCACAUUAUGGCUUUCAGUUUGCCGAGUUUAAGGCCUCUAUUGGAUGUGUACUACCUGCCCCUUACCAACAUGAGGAUAGCCAGAACGUUCUGCUUCACCAACAACGGACAAGCGUUAUAUCUGGUUUCACCUACAGAAAUCCAAAGACUGACUUACAGUCAAGAAACCUGUGAAAAUCUUCAGGAGAUGCUGGGUGAGCUCUUCACUCCUGUAGAAACACCUGAAGCACCAAACAGGGGAUUCUUUAAAGGCUUAUUUGGAGGUGGUGCACAAUCUCUCGAUAGAGAAGAACUGUUUGGAGAAUCCUCCUCAGGAAAGGCCUCAAGGAGUCUUGCCCAGCACAUCCCUGGCCCUGGUGGUAUUGAAGGUGUAAAAGGGGCAGCAUCUGGAGUCGUCGGUGAAUUAGCACGAGCCAGGCUGGCACUAGAUGAAAGAGGGCAGAAGCUCGGCGACCUGGAAGAAAGAACAGCAGCUAUGUUAUCAAGUGCAGAGUCAUUUUCUAAACAUGCUCAUGAGAUGAUGUUGAAAUACAAAGAUAAGAAGUGGUACCAGUUCUGACAACCACAAUCCAGUAAGUUCAACUUCAGCCAGAAGGAAAAAAGUUUUCCUUUUUUAUUAUAUUGAUUUAUUUAGGAAAGUCAACAUUAAAGGGAUGUUCAUCGCUGAAUACUGUUCUUUCCUCGCACAAUCAUGCACUGUUUUACCUCAGUCGUGUGGCUUUAACUGAGGGGUGUUCACACACUCAAACUGGAGCAGGAGGUGUGUGCCGGCUGCGAAUCGACAGUCUGGGAACGACGCAGGUCACAAGUGACAGACGAAGAAACAAAGGCGGAUGCAGAGGAGAUGUGGCAGGGACUGAUCCUGCAUCAUUCCUGUGUUAAACUUUCACACGCCCGAAGGUUGUGCUGUCAGAUCUGGCUCAGUGUUGACCUGUUUUGGGAGAGGCAAAACGUGAGAAGUCCUAACGCUGAAGUAGUCACGUUUGUGUCACUGGACUGGAUCACAAACAGCUGUCUCAGACUUUUCCUCUCUUAACCGGACUGGUCAUCAGUAUCAUUAGUGAAAAAGAAUCAAACUGUUUGUUACCAUAUCUUUAGACAGAUAAGCUGAAUGGUGGGCUUUAAAUAAUAAAGACAUACACAUAGUUGACUUGUGUAUGGUCUCCUCUUGGAUUCUUGUUAAUAUAUACUUGUGUUUAGUUCAUAUUUUGUCUAAAGCAAAACAAGACAAUACAUCACUUUUCAUUGAAAAGAAAAGUGUAGAGCAUGACCGAAUUGCUCAUCAUUCUGGAAGUUUCCAUGUAGUGGCUAUGCAGUGUGGAAAGUGAGAAAAACCUCCAUUGUGGUGAGGAGAAUACUUCAAUGUUCCUUGUCUUUGUUCUCAUUAAUUCAGCCGAAGGUGGAUUUGACCAAAAUAGGUACUGGUUAAAUUUGUAGAAAUGUUAAAAUUGGCUAAAUUUUUAAUUUUGCUUGAAUUUUUAUAAAAUGUUUAACCAAAUGUACCUUUGCAUUAUUUAAUUAAAAUUGCU